AUGAAGUUCUCUUCUGCUCUCAUCGCUGUUUUCGCUACACUUGUCUCUACAGUUUCAUCACACACCACUAUCUCAUUUCCUCCACCAAGAGGACAUCCAUUAAAUGAAAAUGCAGCUGUCCAAGAUUUUGAAUGUAUUUCGGCACCAUUAAAUGGUGGUUCAGGAUGUGCUCCCAAAAAAUUUCCAUGUGGAGGUUAUCCAAAAGAUAAAAAGAUCGUUACAACUUUUAAUGCCGGUGAAGUUUUUGAGGUCAAAUUUUUUAAUCAAAACUUUCCUGAAUUGAAAGACGAGGAUAAACAAAAUGAUCAAGCAAGGCAUAACGGUGGUAUUUGUGAAUUUGCCUUAUCUUAUGAUGGUGGUGAAUCUUAUACUGUCAUCGCUACUUAUAAAAAAACUUGUCCUGAUAUCUUUUUCGACGGUUGGAAAGUUAAGAUCCCGGAAAAUGCUCCUUCUUGUGAUAGUCCUGGGGAUUGUAUCUUUUCUUGGAGUUGGGUUAAUGCUUUAGGAAAUAGAGAAUUUUAUCAAAAUUGUGCUGAUAUUAAAAUUGUAGGAAAUGCCACGGAACCUUUACCUAUCAUUGAUAUUACAAGAGCAAAUUUACCUCCUCUUUUCGAGAAAAUUUUAACUCCUGAAGGUGAUGAUUCUAAUAAUGGUAAUGCUAUCGGUUCCGGUCCAAGAAAAGAAGAUGUUGAAGCUAAUUUGGCUUUAAAGAUUGGCGAUGGAAAAAACAAAAGUCCUCCAAAAGAUGAUGAAAAUCCCAAAGAACCAAAAGAUGAUGAAAAUCCCAAAGAACCAAAAGAUGAUGAAAAUCCCAAAGAACCCAAAGAUGAUGAAAAUCCCAAAGAACCCAAAGAUGAAAAUCCCAAAGAACCCAAAGAUGAUGAAAAUCCCAAAGAACCCAAAGAUGAUGAAAAUCCCAAAGAACCCAAUGAUGAUGAAAAUCCCAAGGAACCCAAAGAUGAAAAUCCCAAAGAACCCAAUGAUGAUGAAAAUCCCAAGGAACCCAAAGAUGAUGAAAAUCCCAAGGAACCCAAAGAUGAAAAUCCCAAAGAACCCAAAGAAGAUGUUGGCAAAACUCCCGAAAAAAUUCCAUGUAGCGAAAAUGGUAUAAUGGUCUGUGGUAAAGAAGGUGAAAGUGGUGAAUUCCUUACAUGUGAUAAUGGUAAAAUGGUUUCAAGAACUUGUCCCGGAAUUCUAAUCUGUAAGCAAAAUGAUAAAUCAAUCGUAUGUGAUUUUCUAAAGAGAAGAUAA
Funneliformis geosporum is the source of this 1251-nucleotide messenger RNA. Lineage: Eukaryota; Fungi; Glomeromycota; Glomeromycetes; Glomerales; Glomeraceae. The record is from the annotation of a GenBank genome assembly.